GACCACGUUUAUGUGCUAUGCGCAUACAACAGAAUGGACAAAGCAAUAUAUUGCUGGACAACAUAGAAUCAAUGGAAGCGGUUACACCGAUUAUAUAUAGAAGACGUGAGCGUCUCUUAGACGAAGAGUUAGAUGAUACGAAAGAUAUAAUCACUUCAAACUCUACUAGAUGCUUACCAAAUGUAGAUAAGUUAGAUUUAAUAGAAAGUGUAGAGAAAUGUAGCAAUAGUGGAACUGGUGAAAUUUUAGAUCCGAUAUGUGCACUAAGUGUAACUAAUGAUCUCAGCACAAGUGAAUGUAAGGCAAUCAUGUGCAAUAAUAAUGAGGUUAUACAUGUAGCUGGCUGCAAUGGAGAAACUAAAGGCGGUGGUUUACUUGAUGAAAUCAAUUCUCCUAGCUUAAUAGUAACAAAUGUAGAUUCUCAAAUUGAACAAAAGACUGGUAAAACUGAUAUAGAAAUGUAUAAAGAUAUAAAAUCAAACUUAUCGACUGACAAAUGUGCUGAACUUAAGCAAGAAAUAGGACUCGCAAAUCUAGUGGAUUUGACAAGUGAACUACAACAACAAUUGGAUAAAACUUCUUCAAGUUUCGAAAUAUUGCAAAAUGAACCUAGUUCAAAAAAUUCCUUAAAUUCAAAAUCUUGCACACAAUCCAGUUCGGUAAGUGAUGUUAUAGAUUUUCAAGAGAGUGUUAUAUUACGUAGACAGCAAUUGAGCCGUGUAGCCGAAUGGGUACAGAAUAAUACACAACAAUUAGAACAGCAGCAACAAGUGAUAAAUGCUAUGAAUCAUUGUGAUUCUUCAGGUACAGAUCGUCAGUCCUCAUUCUCUACCAUUGAUCAAUUAGAUUCUGUUUCUAUGGAAAAGUUAUCAAUGGACUCUGGUUAUAAGACUACACCGCAACCACAAACUAAUGGUUAUUCAGAUAAUCAACAAGAUGAAACAAAUAAAUCAACUGAAGAUUCAUUAUCACCCAAAACUGAACCAGUUAAUAAUCAUACGAAUAUUAAUAAUAAUAUUAAUAAAAUGCAACAAACACCGCCAUUACAAUAUCAACAACAACAACAACAGCAACAACAACCACUUAUUAAUACUGCGCAUACAUUUUAUCGACGCACAACACGAUCGGGUCUUCCAGUUGCAUAUACUACAUCUGAUCUCAUUACGCAUAACGGCAGUACUUGCAACAGUAACACUCCAACUCUGCCAGAGCAGCCAACGUGUGAUAUAUUAAAUUAUAAAUAUUAUCCCAGUGAAACGGAUAAGACACGUGCCAUUAAAGCGGAAUUGCACACCACCACGCAGAAUGUGGACAUAGCACAAAUGGAAUAUAAUGUCAAACAAUUUUUGCUCAAACAGAAUGAAUGGUCUAUGCACUGUUCCCGCACAAAUAAUAGUAAUAGUACCGGUACUAUUGUCUCGACAGGUAGUCAAUUGCACAGCAAUGGAAAUAUCGGUUUAGCGACAACACAGAAACUACAAACUACAGGUAAAAACUUAAGGCAUAUGAAAUUAUUUAGCGGUGCCGGAAUCGGUCCAGGUGUUGGAGAACGUGUACGUGUGACAACAACAACUACGCCGGCUCUAAACGCUAAUCAAGUCAUAGCAACAACAAUCACAGCGCCGAGUAGUGCUACUACAGGAAAUAAACCCGUGGUACACACAAUACCACAAAGAACUGAAACGAAUUUAUAAGUAGCAAAAUAUUUGUUAAUUAAUUGCUUAAAUAGAUAAAAAAUAUAUUAUAUAUAUUGUACUUUUAGCAUAGUUGAGAGCAUGAAUGUGGAUAAUAUAGACCUUCAGAUAUUCUAAAACCAAACAUAUUUACUUGUA
This is a messenger RNA of Teleopsis dalmanni, 1832 nucleotides long. RefSeq lists its product as uncharacterized. NCBI's taxonomy places the organism in Eukaryota, Metazoa, Arthropoda, Insecta, Diptera, Diopsidae. The transcript has a single exon. The record is from RefSeq and is a predicted model, not a curated record. The coding region runs from base 18 to 1694 and encodes 558 amino acids.